UUUUAAACUGAGAACUGCGCCUUACAUGCAGCUGAAAUCAUUUGGCAUAUGUAGAGUCUUAGGAGAGACUCACACACUUGUGCGCUGUGCACAGAGAGAGAGAGAGAGAGAGUGAGAGAGGAAGGAACAGAGGAACAAUCAACUCAGCUAUUUGAAACUUUAAAGCCACACUUCACUUCUGCAACCAAUUUCAGUGCAUUUUUUCCCCCUUCUGGAACGUCUUCGGAUACCAGCAUUUGCUUUGGGAUAAAGUUGAGGAUGGCGGAGCUCUCUAUCAAUGAUCACUUGGAAGGAAUCCUGUCAGAUUUUGAAGCUCUGAAACGUUCGUUUGAAAUUGACGAUGUGAAUGAUGAGCCUCCGCUUUCACCCGUCUCUUCGCUCAGCUCGCCCUUCCCUCCGGCCUCCAGAAUGGUGCAGUCGCACACGCUCAAUGAAAACUUUGCGCCUUCUCCGUCUUCUUACCACGCGUGGGUCACGAGGAACUCUGGCACCGCCCCGUCCCCAGGCCCUGCCCAACACAGGAAGGUCUCUUCAAGCUUUUCCUUUAAUCAGGGCUCCAAACCCUUCCCCAGGGCCAACGGAAGCGCGCAGGGCGCAUUGGGCCGAGUCUCCUCUUUUCAAAGCAGAGUCAACCCCAAUGGUUUCUCCCAGUCUUCCAGACCCGAUGCUGAUGAUGGUCUACGUGGCUCCACGUCCAGUCUCGUCUCUCCCUCAAGGCUACACUCCAUGUCCAGUCCACCCCAGGGUCUGCUGGGCUGCCACGAUCCUGGCGCCAAGCCAAACCACGUGCCAGCCCCAUCGCUGAAGAAAUACUCGUCGCAGGGCAACAUGUUCCAUUCCGAAGUGGACCGACCCGUGGCCUCCGUGAAGGAAAGCUCGGUCAGUCAUGGCUCCAUGCCGUCCCUCGACCUCCACAUAGCUGAAGACCUCGCUCUGGAUAACAAGGCGCCCUCCAACCUCAUGCACAAGUCAAGCGUACCUCCGUUAUCCGGGGUACGGUCUCUGCUGUCUCAAAGCGUUGCACCAGGCCAUGGUCAACGAACAGGUCAGAGAGAGCCAAGGAUCGGCCCAACUGGCACCGACUCCAGUUUAAAUGUGAAGCCUGCGCAAAAUGUUCGAGACGUGAGUUUUAGGCCGACUAAUUCACUUUCCAUUAAUGCGGCUGACUCCAUAUGCAUGUCUCAAGAGAGACAAAUUACAAGCACUGACCAGAGAGCAAGACCGCUCCCAAGAACGCAAAUUAUCCAGACUACACCAACAUCCCCCCCUAUCGCCCUGGCAAGGUCUAAGCAAAGCCUCUCAAAGACCUCCGCACAUCAGCUUGGAGACUUCCUACCUUCUGCCAUGGAUGUGGAGCCCAACCCAGUAGCCCAGCACCAGUUGCCCCAGUUUAAGUUAGUGGCCCAGCACCACCAGAUGGUUCAGGUCCCUGCUCCUGGCCCCUCCCCCGUACCUGAUUGGCAAGCAAAACUCGCGUGGAACUCGGCUUUGAAUGACGAUAUGUUGGCUCUGCAGAAAAUGGAAAAUCCAGCUUCGAUGAACAAGAACAACGAUUCCUUCUCAACCUCGGGCGAUUUGGAGGUACAUUAUCUCAACUCUAACGUCAUGCUGACCAACAAAAUGUACCUCGAUGGAAAAAUAGAGGAGGAAUUUCAAGAUCCACGUCUGGAGAAAGAGGUUAAGAUGCAUUUCAGGCAGCAAGGGUUGGAUCUAAAGGAGGUGAAAGUGAACAUGGCGGAGAGACCACAAGAGCCGGGACUCGUCUGUUCAGAAGGAUUUAAGAAAGAUGUGACGGGAAGAGAUCUCUUUGGAUAUGUGGGCAUUGAAGCAGUCCUGGAUCAGAUGAGGCGUAAAGCCAUGAAGACUGGGUUUGAAUUCAACAUCAUGGUCGUAGGUGAAAGUGGGCUCGGAAAGUCGACCUUGGUCAACACCUUGUUCAAGUCGAAAGUCAGCCGGAAGUCGUGCACGCCCAACUAUGUGGAGAGAAUCCCCAGGACGGUGGAACUUCAAGCUAUUAGUCACGUUAUUGAAGAAAAAGGAGUAAAGAUGAAUUUGACAGUUAUUGACACGCCAGGAUUCGGUGAUCAAAUAAACAAUGAAAACUGCUGGGAGCCAAUUGUGAAAUACAUUAAUGAACAGUAUGAAAAAUACCUGCGAGAGGAAAUUAAUAUCAAUCGGAAGAAGAGGAUUCCUGACACCAGGGUACACUGCUGUGUAUAUUUUGUGCCUCCCACUGGACACUGGUUACGUCCGUUGGAUAUAGAGUUCAUGAACCGUCUAGCCAAAAUAGUCAAUAUAGUCCCUGUUAUCGCAAAGGCUGAUACUCUUACCUUAGAUGAAAGACGAGAUUUUAAACAGAGGAUUCGACAAGACCUGCGAAACUAUUCCAUUUGCGUUUACCCCCAGACAGAGUUUGAUGAAGAUUCUGAAGACAAAUUACUAAACGACAUUGUAAGAGUAAGUAUUCCCUUUGCAGUGGUGGGCACUGACCAGGAGCAUCAGGUGAAUGGGAAGAAGAUAUUAGGGAGGAAAACCAAGUGGGGAAUUAUUGAAGUUGAGAAUGGGGCACACUGUGAAUUCGCAAAUCUAAGGGAUCUACUGAUCCGGUCCCACCUGCAGGAUCUUAAAGACGUCACACACAGGAUCCAUUACGAGAUCUACAGGGUGCGGAGACUAAACGAAAGCAACGGUAUAAUCAAGGGCUUGCCAAAAGAGAACUAUGUAUCCAGCAAAGAAAACCUGGAAAAUAACCACUGAGAGACCCAGCACCGCCGGCCAGCAAUAAACUUUGCAUAUUAACGUC
Messenger RNA from Leucoraja erinaceus (little skate), 2803 nucleotides. RefSeq lists its product as uncharacterized. Bases 259 to 2757 code for a protein of 832 amino acids. Lineage: Eukaryota; Metazoa; Chordata; Chondrichthyes; Rajiformes; Rajidae. The record is from RefSeq and is a predicted model, not a curated record. Gene Ontology annotation, cellular component: microtubule cytoskeleton; septin ring; septin complex. Gene Ontology annotation, biological process: cytoskeleton-dependent cytokinesis. Gene Ontology annotation, molecular function: GTPase activity; GTP binding; molecular adaptor activity. The transcript is spliced from 11 exons.